Olea europaea var. sylvestris is the source of this 1567-nucleotide messenger RNA. RefSeq names its product UPF0496 protein 1-like. The record is from RefSeq and is a predicted model, not a curated record. Bases 188 to 1381 code for a protein of 397 amino acids. The transcript has a single exon. NCBI's taxonomy places the organism in Eukaryota, Viridiplantae, Streptophyta, Magnoliopsida, Lamiales, Oleaceae.
GUAGGGUCUCUCACUUGCCUGCCUUUCUACAUUUCUCAUCGUCUUGUUCCUUUCGGAAGUCUUGACAUUGAAACUUCUUGGAUACGUCAUACACAGAGAAUCACAAAUUCAUAUAUUUUCAUCCACAUUCAAAGCUGAUUCACAGAUAAAUUUUAGUAAAUUCAGAAAUCUCUUGAAUUAUCGAUAAAUGGGCUGUAAAUUCAGUAAAAGAAUCAGGCAAAGCAGCCACAACACUGUUUCGGCGCUGCUACGUCGAACCACUUCCUACUCAGUGAACUCACGAGACGCCAAUCUGAGCUCAUAUGAAGCAGCCUGCAGAGCCGAUCCGGAUCUCCGGAACUUCGAUUCGAGCCUUCAAGCUCGGACGAGCCGAGCCAUCAACUCCAUAGCUGUAAGCCUCGAUGUUCAAAGCGUCUCCCUCGACUCCCUCCGGGAUGUAACUGAGUGUCUUCUAGAAAUGAAUGAUGGAGUAGUCAAAAUCAUUCUCCAAAACAAAAUGGAUAUUUGGAAAAACAAAGAAUUAGCCGAUCUCGUAGAUGAUUAUUUCGAAAAUAGCCUCCAAACCCUAGAUUUUUGCACUGCCUUCGAGUCCUGCCUCAAACGCGCUUCUCAUAUUCAAUCCAUAAUCAAUGUCGCCCUUAGGAAAUUCGAGGAAGAACAUUUUGGGGGUUCGGAAUACGGAUCUGUCAAAAAAAACUAUUCGAAAACUUUAGAGGAACUGAGGAAUUUUAGAGGGACAGAUGAGCCCUUUAACGAGGAAUUUUUUAACUUGUUUAAUUCGGUGUACAAGCAGCAAAUCUUGAUGUUGGAGAAAUUACAAGCGAGGAAGCGAAAGCUGGAUAAGAAGUUGGGUAAAUUGGAGGCAUGGAGGAAGGUAACGAAUGUGAUAUUCGUGGUGGCUUUCGCCUCGGUUUUGAUAUGCUCUGUGGUGGCGGCUGCAGUUAGUGCACCUCCGGUGUUAACGGCAUUGGCUGCAGCUGCCUCAGUGCCUUUGGGGUCGAUGGGGAAAUGGCUUAACUCGAUUUGGAAGAAGUACAAGAAUGAGUUGAUGUCACAAAGGGAAAUACUCAUUUCAAUGCAGAUUGGGAAUUACAUUAUGAUUAAAGAUUUGGAUGGUAUUCGGGUAUUGGUUGACAGGUUUCAAAUCGAGAUUGAGGCAUUGUUGGCGAAUGCGGAUUUUGCAAUGAGGGAAGAUGAAGCGGUGGUGAUCGCAGUGGAGGAGAUCAAGAAGAAUGUAAAUGGAUUUAUGAAAACUAUACACGAUUUGAAUGAACACGCCAAUAAGUGUAGUCGAGAAACAAGGAUGGCUAGAGCAUUAAUAUUGCGAAGAAUUAUGGAUCAUCCUAAUGGCUCCAACCAGAACUUUAGUAUGUUUACUUGACGACUGAAUUCUAUAUUUCCAAUUUAUUAUUAUUGUUUUUUGAAUAAUGAACAGAAUAGUCAAUCUGUAAAGUAGAAUAGCAAAAUGAAUUUUUGUUCUUGUGGACUAUGUAUGAUUGCUAAUAUUAUCCAAAUUGAAAGGUUACACAUUUCAUGGAAUAAUUUACAAAUGAUGUUGUUUGAUUAA